GGAAGCGAAUUACCUCAAGGUCCUAAUCCGCCAUUAUUCUUUGAAAAACUCUGGAGUUUGCUUCCUGGAGUGCUGUAUGACACAACUCCGUUUCGAAUGAAAUAUGGCGACGUAUUGGUAGAGCCAAAAUUGAUAUACACUAAGCUCACUGAUAAGGUCAAUGCCACGUUUGUUAGUGCACAUCCUCGAAAUAAUAUGAGACUAGAAGGGACGUUUUUAACCGUUGAUAAACGGUCGGCGGCCACGGGAGAAUGGGAAACUCUUUUUACUGAUGCAGAUUGGGAGACGAAAUUUUUCUGGCACCGAGACAGCAAACUAGACUCUUUACUCGGCAGAAGCUAUGCCACGAUUGAAUGGUCUGUUUCAGAUAUAAAUGGCAACUGUAACUGGGGUACCUACCGCAUUCGCCACUUCGGAACAUCCAAGAGUUUAUUUACCAAUCCGAAAUUCAAGAAUUUUUCAGGGUCCACAAGGGAUUUCCAAGUAACCUGUGGAAGAAAUUGA
Molecule: messenger RNA, 504 nt
Organism: Protopolystoma xenopodis
Lineage: Eukaryota; Metazoa; Platyhelminthes; Monogenea; Polystomatidea; Polystomatidae
Source: the annotation of a GenBank genome assembly